GCGCGGUGGGCGGAGCGCGGCUCUCCAGCCGCCUUUGGCAGCUCGGUCCUUCCCAGCUUUGCCCAGUCCGUGUGGAGCUCUUUUCGCUGUCUGGUCGCGGAGAGUCGCUGCCGAGUGGGCGCUCGGUGUUCGGGUCGUCAUGGCUGGUUACGAAUACGUGAGCGCGGAGCAGCUGGCUGGCUUUGAUAAGUACAAGUACAGUGCUGUGGAUACCAAUCCACUUUCUCUGUAUGUCAUGCAUCCAUUUUGGAACACUAUAGUAAAGGUAUUUCCUACAUGGUUGGCUCCCAAUCUGAUAACUUUUUCUGGCUUUCUGCUGGUUGUAUUCAAUUUUCUACUUAUGGCAUACUUUGAUCCUGACUUUUAUGCUUCAGCACCAGGUCACAAGCAUGUACCUGAUUGGGUUUGGAUUGUAGUGGGCAUCUUGAACUUCGUAGCCUAUACUCUAGAUGGUGUGGAUGGAAAGCAAGCUCGUAGAACCAAUUCUAGCACUCCCUUAGGGGAGCUUUUUGACCAUGGCCUGGAUAGUUGGUCAUGUGUUUACUUUGUUGUAACUGUGUAUUCGAUUUUUGGACGAGGAUCAACUGGUGUCAGUGUUUUUGUCCUUUAUUUCCUAUUAUGGGUAGUUUUGUUCUCUUUCAUCUUGUCCCACUGGGAAAAGUAUAACACAGGGAUUCUUUUCCUGCCUUGGGGAUAUGACAUUAGCCAGGUGACUAUUUCUUUUGUCUACAUAGUGACUGCGGUUGUGGGAGUUGAGGCCUGGUAUGAACCUUUCCUGUUUAAUUUCUUAUAUAGAGACCUAUUCACUACAAUGAUUAUUGGUUGUGCAUUAUGUGUGACUCUUCCAAUGAGCUUAUUAAACUUUUUCAGAAGCUAUAAAAAUAACACCUUGAAACAUAGUUCAGUCUAUGAAACUAUGGUUCCCUUCUUUUCUCCGUGUUUGCUGUUCAUUUUGUCUACAGCAUGGAUACUCUGGUCACCUUCAGAUAUUUUAGAGUUACAUCCUAGAAUAUUCUACUUCAUGGUUGGAACAGCCUUUGCCAACAUCACAUGUCAACUGAUUGUUUGCCAAAUGAGUAGUACCCGGUGCCCAACUUUGAAUUGGUUGCUGGUUCCUCUCUUCUUGGUUGUCUUGGUGGUAAACUUAGGAAUAGCCUCUUACAUUGAGAGCAUUCUCCUGUAUACAUUAACAACUGCUUUCACUCUGGCCCAUGUCCAUUAUGGAGUAUGUGUGGUAAAGCAGCUGAGCAGCCAUUUUGAAAUUUACCCCUUCUCAUUGAGGAAACCAAACUCAGAUUGACUAGGAAUGGAAGAAAAGAAUAUUGGCCUGUAAUCUACAGAAAGAAGUGCUGUAAAUAGAUGCUUGUAAAUACUUCAUCCAUCACCAUUGAACUAAACUGAUCUGCUUGACAGACAUGGGAUCUCAGUAUGUAUGGUACUUGGACAGCAGGAAUGAUACAUAUGAUCUAAACUUGUGAAAUUUUGGACCUAUUAAUUCCCAGCUUAUUUUAUUUUUUAUAAAACUAUGUGACAUUUUGGUUAAGCAUAAUGUACAUUAGACCAGCAAAAUGUUUUUAGUCAUUUUUGCUUCUUGAGUUCAUAAUGUUUUGGUUCAUAUACAGUUAAAGAUGCAUUGUUUUUAUUUUUAAAAUACCAAAAUUGGUUUUGGAAUACUGAUAACAUUCAGAAAAACACAAUAUGUUUUCAUAUUUGGUACUUUGUAACAAUGGGAGUACUAGUGACCCAAAUCUAAUAUAGGGAAAUGAUAAAACAAGUCACCUUUUACAAGAGAUGCCAGUGACCACCAAACAACAUGCAAUUGCCAAAUACUGGUUUCUCUUUCCCAUGAAAAUGCCUUUUGUCCUCACAUGCUAAGAGAGCUAAUGUAUUUAGCUAAUAUGUACUUAGAUUCUCUAGUAUUCUGGCUCUUUUUGUUAUGGAACAGAUCUUGAUAAAUGAUGUAAUUUUCUUUUAAUGAGAAAUAUUCUAUUGAGAAUCAGUAGAGAAUGGAUUGUAAUUAUAGCUCACCUGUUGGGGUGGUUCACUGUUUAAAUGUGGCGUUUUUACCCCCUCAGCUGCAGGUUGCUGAGAUUUGGUGCCUGAGAGCUGUAAUUGUAAGAAUGCAUGUGAUAGUUCCAGACUUAUGAUAAUUACUUGUGAGGAAUGCAGAUAAAAGCAUGUCAUAAGAGAAACUUAAAUUGGAGUUAGGAAUCUCAUGAACCUCACUACGACCAAAAUUAGUUUUGUUAUUCAAUUUGCCCAUCUGUCCUUCCUUUCUCUCUUUGUCUUUCUUGGUGGUGGGGUGCUGUAUUUUUUAUUUCAUACAGGAUAAAGCAGAGAGAAAUUCUCUCUUCCCCAACUUGCCCGUUGCCCCAUUUGAGGAAAACUUUUGAUAUAUAUGCCUUAUUGAGUACAUACUCCCUUUAAUAUGACUUGGAAUAAUUUCUGAGGUUUACUGACAAAUAUAAAAAUUCUUUUAAUGUGGUUGUUUUAUAAAUCACACUUUUUCAUGAUGUGGAUAUUUUAUUCUAUUUCUUUUUAACUUUGUCUUCAUUUAAUUUGGUGGUGGUGAAAUUUACUUGCUGAUUAUCUUUUGUUUUUCACUGAAUUGAAGUUUGUGCUUGAAUGAAGAGUGUAUCUUAAACCCUUUUUUUUUGGACAGGUUGCACUUGGAUAAAAUAGGCACCACUGUGUUGAUAUGUAAUUAAAUUCAUAACCAUUAUUUAUCUAUGAAUGUGACCAUUGUUGAAUUUAAUUAUAGUGUGUUUCUUUGUUGAAUUUCAGUCUGCUGCUUUGUAAGAAAUAACUAUAAUUGAUAUUUCAUUUUUUAAAUUUGUAAAUUCUAAUCAUUGUCAUUCAAGUUAUUAGAAAUGAGUCAAGGAGCUAGUUCAUGGUUCUGUACUCAUUUAAAAAAAAUUAUAGAAGUUGAGGUAUGUUUGGUGACUUUCUCUGAGAUAGAAACGAACACUGAAAAUAGAUGAGAAAUCGAUGCAGGAAAAUGUAGAUGGUGAUUCCGUGUUUGUUAAUAAAUCACCAUCAUGUAGUUCAGAGAAGGAACCAAUUAAGUGAAGGUAACUAUUUUUUGUAUAUCUUGUUCUAUGUGGUCUGUAAAAUUGAACUGGAUAAAGUAUUAAUUUGGGGUAGGGUUAAAAAAAAGCUUUGUGUUAAGAUUUCUAAGCUUAUUAUUUUACUGUUUUAUUGACCUUGUAUCAAGAAUGAGAUGAAUUUGUAUUAUAUAAGAAAAUAACUGAUAAAUAUUUAUAAAAUGACAAAUUUGGAUCACA
Carlito syrichta (Philippine tarsier) is the source of this 3284-nucleotide messenger RNA. RefSeq names its product selenoprotein I (gene SELENOI). Lineage: Eukaryota; Metazoa; Chordata; Mammalia; Primates; Tarsiidae. Gene Ontology annotation, biological process: phosphatidylethanolamine biosynthetic process. The transcript has 10 exons. Gene Ontology annotation, cellular component: Golgi apparatus; endoplasmic reticulum membrane. The record is from RefSeq and is a predicted model, not a curated record. Gene Ontology annotation, molecular function: ethanolaminephosphotransferase activity.